AAGGACGGACAACCCAUGCCUCGCUGUAAUUUCAAGGCUUUAUCUUCAAAACCCCAGAGAAGCCGCCCUGCCAAAACCUCUGUUGCACUCUUCAGUCAUCUCCAUAAACCCGAGGCAACGAUGCUUCUCCAACCAACCCCCCACCACCAGAAUGCGUCGCUUUCUUCAACUAUCUCCUACUCUCUACCCCUCUCAUGGAAAAAUCCCCAUUGUGGCAUUCGCGAAACUGUAAUUUACCGGAAACUUCCAAUCACAUGCUCAAUAUCAAAAAUUCACGGCUACGGAACUUUGGAUUAUGAUAGAAAAUCCUUUACCAAAUGGAACUCUAUCCAUAGGAGAAUCUCUUUGAUGGAAAAUCCUGAAUUGGGCGCUGGGACCGUGUUGAAUCAGAUGGAGAAAGACGGCAAGAAGCUCACUAGAUGGGGGCUUUGUAGGGUUGUCAAGGAAUUGAGGAAGUUCAAGCGGUACAAGCAAGCUCUGGAGGUUUAUGAUUGGAUGAACAAUAGUGAAGAGAUGUUUAAAUUAUCUGCCAGUGAUGCUGCAAUUCAAUUAGACCUUAUUGCCAAGGUGCGAGGAGUUUCUGCUGCUGAAGAAUAUUUUUUGAGACUUCCAAAUAACCUAAAGGACAGGAGGAUAUAUGGGGCUUUACUGAAUGCCUAUGUGAGAGCUAGAAUGAGAGAAAAGGCAGAAUCUGUGAUUGACAACAUAAGAAAUAAAGGUUUUGCCACACAUGCACUUCCAUUUAAUGUGAUGAUGACUCUGUAUAUGAACCUCAAGGAAUAUGAUAAACUUGACAUGAUGGUUUCAGAAAUGAAGGAGAAAAACAUACGACUUGAUAUUUAUUCCUAUAAUAUCUGGUUAUCAUCUUGUGGUUCCCAGGGAUCUGUUGAGAGGAUGGAACAGGUAUUUGAACAAAUGAGACUGGAUAGCAGCAUUAGUCCCAACUGGACAACUUUUAGCACAAUGGCUACUAUGUACAUUAAGAUGGGGCAGUUAGAAAAAGCUGAAGAUUGCCUGAGGAGGGUUGAGAGUAAUAUUACAGGUAGGGAUCGGAUACCUUACCAUUAUCUCCUGAGUCUAUAUGGUAAUGUUGGCAACAAAGAAGAGGUUUAUCGUGUGUGGAAUAUUUACAAAUCAAUUUUUCCCAGUAUCCCGAAUUUGGGAUAUCAUGCUAUUAUCUCAUCUUUGGUUAGAAUGGGUGACAUUGAGGGGGCCGAAAAGAUAUAUGAGGAAUGGCUAAAAAUUAAGACAUCCUACGACCCUAGAAUAGGAAAUGUCCUCAUGGGUUGGUAUGUUAAAGAGGGACAUUUUGACAAGGCUGAAAGUUUCUUUGACCAUACGGUAGAAUUGGGAGGAAAGCCUAAUUCAAGUACAUGGGAGAUUCUUGCUGAUGGGCAUAUCAAACAGAAGAGAAUUUCUGAGGCGUUGUCUUGCUUGAAGGAAGCUUUUCUUGCGGAAGGAUCAAAGAGUUGGAAACCGAAGCCUAUAAUUGUGUCAUCUUUCUUUAAGCUGUGUGAGGAAGAAGCUGACAUGUCAAGUAAAGGAGUUUUGGAGGGUUUGUUGAGGCAAUCAGGGUAUCUUGAAGAUGAAAGUUAUGCAUCACUAAUUCGACUGUCUAAUGAGAAAGAUAGGACAGGCAAUAUUAAUGAUACCGAGGAGAAUGAAAUAUUCAACCAGUUGCAGGUUAGUCUCUGAUAUAUUUAUUUCUUCCAUGUGUGUACGGAGAGGUGGUUGUUUAUACCUCGUGCUGGGCAAAGUGGACCUAAGCCUAAUUUUGCAAGGCACUUUACCAACUUUUCGAGGCAGUCAUCAAACGGGCAAAUUUAUUGCCGAUGCUAAUGGUAGGCAGGAAUUUGGAGCGUGUCGUGUAGCCCUAUUUUGCAUGUAGGUAAUUUGUGCGAAGGCAAUCUUGUAUGCUUCAUAUUUUGCAAAUACUCCAUAUUAGAGAGGCAAAGUUUCCUGCAGGAUGCAUCUGAUCCUUCUUAAUAUCUUGUUGCUUCUCGAUGUUCAGGCUUUCCUUUGUGUAAUUUUCAGACAAUGUAAACCCCAGCAAUCGUUUUCAACACAAAAGCUGACAUCCAA
Manihot esculenta (cassava) is the source of this 2082-nucleotide messenger RNA. RefSeq names its product pentatricopeptide repeat-containing protein At1g02150. The record is from RefSeq and is a predicted model, not a curated record. Gene Ontology annotation, molecular function: protein binding. Gene Ontology annotation, cellular component: mitochondrion. Bases 16 to 1695 code for a protein of 559 amino acids. NCBI's taxonomy places the organism in Eukaryota, Viridiplantae, Streptophyta, Magnoliopsida, Malpighiales, Euphorbiaceae. The transcript is spliced from 2 exons.